AUGGAUCGUCCGUUCAAAAAGGUCGUAAUUGUCGGAGCUGGUCCGUCUGGACUACUGCUGGCUCUCCUGCUUGCAAAGCAUGGCAUCCCCGUACACAUCCUCGAGGCCCAGGAUCACCUCGACCAGCAACCGCGCGCUGCUCAUUAUGGACCAGCUGCCAUCCCGGAUCUCCAGAGAGCAGGAAUUCUGGAAGAGGUACGGCGUCGAGGCAUGACGCUGAACACCUACUCCUGGCGUCGUUUCGAAGACCACAGUUCUAUUACCGGAUUCAACGUCAGCGUUCUGUCCGACGUGGACGGCGAGGAUCUGCAAACCACUUGUCUUGUACUUCAGGAGCUGGACCAGCUGAUGCUCGAUGAGUUCUUGGGCAAGUACAAUGGAACUAUCAGCUGGGAGCAUCAGGUGGUCGGUCUAGGACAGGACAAAGACCAAGCAUGGGUGGAUGUCGAAACCCCGAAAGGUAGACAGCGGAUUGAGGCCGACUACAUCGUCGGCUGCGACGGUGCCAACAGCGCUGUGAGGAAGGGCUUGUUUGGCGAAGAAUACCCCGGGUGGACAUGGGAUACCCAGAUCGUCGCGACGAACACGUACUACGACUUCGAGGGCAAGUUCGGUUGGGACGAUGCCAACUUCAUCAUCCACCCCGAGCACUUCUUCAUGGCGGCCAAGAUCACGAAUGACGGCCUGUAUCGCGUGACCUACGGCGAAGAGCCCAAUCUAUCCCACGAAGAGCUGAAGGCACGCCAGCAGAAGAAGUUCAAAACAAUGUUACCCGGACACCCAGAUCCUGAUGAAUACAAAGUCAUCAACUUUGCGCCGUACCGGAUGCACCAACGCUGUGCGUCGAAAUUCCGGGUCGGGAGGUUCCUCUUGGUCGCCGACGCCGCACAUCUGUGUAACCCCUGGGGCGGCCUCGGCAUCACGGGAGGCUUUGUAGAUGCUGGGGGGUUGUACGACUGCCUUGCCGGCAUCUGGGAUGGCGUGGCUGACGACAGUAUCUUGGAUCUGUACUGCGAGAAGAGGCGGGAGAAAUGGAGGACGGUGAUUGACCCGAUUUCACAGGAGAAUUUCCGCAGGGUUUCGGAUAAAGAUCCGGACACAAGGCUGGGGCGGGAUGAGUUUAUGCGGCUGUGCCAGCGCGCUCAAAAGGAUGAGAAUUUCAUGCGGGAGCUGAUGAUGGGAAGCUUGGAUGUGAGAUAUGACUUUACUCUGCAUUACAGGAGGUGA
Colletotrichum truncatum is the source of this 1227-nucleotide messenger RNA. RefSeq names its product Para-nitrophenol 4-monooxygenase 1. Gene Ontology annotation, molecular function: FAD binding; oxidoreductase activity. Gene Ontology annotation, biological process: ubiquinone biosynthetic process. The record is from RefSeq and is a predicted model, not a curated record. NCBI's taxonomy places the organism in Eukaryota, Fungi, Ascomycota, Sordariomycetes, Glomerellales, Glomerellaceae. Gene Ontology annotation, cellular component: mitochondrion.